This is a messenger RNA of Rotaria socialis, 903 nucleotides long. NCBI's taxonomy places the organism in Eukaryota, Metazoa, Rotifera, Eurotatoria, Philodinida, Philodinidae. The record is from the annotation of a GenBank genome assembly.
AUGGAAAACAAAACUUUUACACAUAUUCAAAAUUCUUCAUCCAUAGUUAAUCAUUCAUUCAACAGUGGUACACGUAUAGUAAAUGCUUCCAAUUCAUUUGUUCUUUCUCCAACAAUAAACUCGUCAAUAGCAGCAGCGUCAUCCUUACAAACUUUACAGGCUAUUCCUAUAACUCGAUCAAUUCAAAUUUAUCCUGACAAUAAUAAUAAUAAAGGAUCAAAUAUUGUUAUUACUCAGCCAACAUUCAAAAAAUUAUUAGGUGAAACAGUCAAACAAGAGCAAUUAGAAGAUAAAUCUACACAAGAAGGAUAUUCUAUAGCAAAACAUAAAGUAACAAGUGCUGAAUCAAAAAUAAACGAUACUCAACCAUCUACAGUUAUUACUUCUGUUAAUCUUAAUCCGCGUGAAACAAUAAACGGCCUUUCAAAUAAUUCAAUGACAAACGUUGGUGCUCAUAUUAUGUCUACAUUAAAUCCAGUUCAUUUGCCAGAUGUUGCCGGAAAUUAUUUUGUCUCAAGUUUGCCAAGUGAUCUAGCCUCUAAUUAUAAAGUACAUCCAUCUUCAACUUCUGAUCUACCAUCGCCAUCGAAUUCAUCGAAUUCUUCGAAUCCUUCGUCAUCCAAUCAACACAAUCACUCAAACCAUCAACCAAAACGACAUGGCGAAGGUAACGACCCUAGUCGAAAACGAGAAAUGCGCUUACAAAAGAAUCGCGAAGCAGCACGUGAAUGUCGACGCAAGAAAAAAGAAUAUAUAAAAUGUCUUGAAGAACGUGUAACUGGACUUGAAAAUCAGAAUAAAGCCUUAAUUGAAGAAUUGAGACAAUUAAAAGAAUUGUAUUGUCAACGAGAAGAAACUAAUAAUACUACUAAUAAUAAUAAAACAACAACCACAACACGUUAG